This is a messenger RNA of Anthostomella pinea, 1635 nucleotides long. The record is from the annotation of a GenBank genome assembly. NCBI's taxonomy places the organism in Eukaryota, Fungi, Ascomycota, Sordariomycetes, Xylariales, Xylariaceae.
AUGGAGACCGACAACGGCGCGCGCGUCGUCAAACGAGCCAGAACCGAGCUCGUCCCGAAGCACGAACGAGAGAAGCAGCGUCGAGCCAGAGAAUCGCAAAGGGACUAUGGCCGCGGGCGCAAGGUCAAUGUGAAGGGAAUCAAAGACAAGAAAUUGCGCAGCAAUCUCAAGGCCCUCGAGCACAAAUACAAGGAGGCUACUCUGAAGGCGAAGGAUGCCGAGAUCCUCUUGGAGAACACGAGCGGCUUCCUCGAGCCCGAACACGAGUUGGAAAGAACGUACAGAACCCGACAGGACGAGAUUCAACAGAACGUCUCCGUCGAGACAGCGAAGAAGCGGUUCGAGCUGAAGCUUGAUCAGCUUGGUCCUUACGUGUUCGACUAUUCGAGGAACGGCCGUGAACUGCUGAUCGGUGGUAGAAAGGGUCACGUCGCCUCAUUCGAUUGGAGAUCGGGCAAGCUCAACUGCGAGCUACAGUUAAACGAAACUGUUCGGGACGUUCGGUGGCUACACAACAAUCAAUACUUUGCCGUCGCGCAACGGAAACAUGUAUACAUAUACGAUUCGCAAGGUGUUGAGCUGCACUCCCUCAGGAAACAUCAGGAUGUCACACACCUCGAAUUCAUGCCUUAUCAUUUCUUAUUGGUCACCUUAGGGUUGACUGGGUUCAUCAAAUGGCAAGAUACCUCAACUGGGCAAAUCGUCUCUGAGAUAGCGACAAAACUUGGAGCGCCAGUAUCCCUCGCUCAAAAUCCCUACAAUGGCAUAUCCCAUGUCGGCCACAACAACGGGACUGUGACGCUGUGGUCGCCGAAUUGUUCCUCCGCCGAGGGUCCUUUGGUAAAGCUAUUGGCUCACAGAGGCCCCACAAGGGCUUUGUCUGUUGACAGAUCGGGCCACUACAUGGUGAGUGGUGGCGCCGAUAAUAAGAUGGCUGUCUGGGACAUUCGAAUGUUUCGAGAAGUUCAGAGCUAUUUCACGCACCAGCCCGCUUCGAGUAUCUCAAUUAGUGACCGCGACGUGACGGCAGUGGGAUGGGGCACAUCGACAACAAUGUGGCAGGGGCUUUUCUCGAAGCAUGCUACUGAUCAGAAGAAGGUCCAAAGUCCUUAUAUGACAUGGGGUGGAGAAGGGAAGAGGAUAGAACGGGUGAAAUGGUGUGCGUUCGAGGAUGUUCUGGGUAUCGGGUCAGAUGAAGGAUUCAGUUCGAUCAUCAUCCCUGGCGCGGGUGAACCUAACUUCGAUGCCCUUGAAGUGAAUCCAUUCGAGACCGCCAAGCAACGGCAGGAGACUGAAGUCAAAACACUUCUGAAUAAGUUACCACCCGACAUGAUCGCGUUGGACCCCAACUUUGUUGGAAACCUCGACCUUCGAUCCGAGAAGCAGCGUCAGGAUGAGAAGGAUCUGGAUGUCAAACCCGUGGACGUCGAGACCGAGAUCAGAAACAAGGCACGAGGCAAAAAUAGUGCCCUCCGCAGAUAUCUCCGAAAGCAAAGGUCGAAGAACGUCAUCGACGAAAAGAGACUCAAAGUGGAUGAGAUCUGGAAUGAGCAGCAGCAGCAACGGAAUGAGAAGCAUAAGGAGAAGCAAGUCGAGCUUGGUCCUGCCUUGGCAAGAUUCGCGAAGAAAGAGUAG